AUGAAUAUCAUAAUAUGGAAUUGUAGGGGCGUUCCGAAGCCCACAUUUCAGAGUCAUGUUAGGGAGUUGGUGCGUAACCAUGAUCGGGCGAUUUUAGUUCUGAUGGAAACCAAAAUUGGGGGUGAAAGAGCCAGAGAGAUAUCAAGCAGGCUUUCUUUUGAUGGGGCAGCUCAUACAGAUACCAUCGGUUACGCAGGUGGUCUUUGGAUGCUGUGGAAAUCUGACAAGGUGGAGGUUUCUACUUUAGCUAGUACGGAGCAGGAAAUUCAUGUCGUUGUUAAGGUAAUGAACUCUAACUCUAGCUGGUUAUUUACUGCAAUUUAUGCUAGUCUGAGGUCUGCCGAAAGGCACAUAUUUUGGGAUAAUUUAAAUAAAGUUGCGGAACUUCAUAAUAUGCCUUGGGUAGUAGCGGGUGAUUUCAAUGAACCUCUUCUAGAUGAGGACAAAUAUGGUGGUAGGGUAGUCAGUGUAAAUAGGUCUCUAUUAUUCAAAGAAUGUCUAGAUAAUUGUGGCAUGAUUGAUAUCGGUUUUUCUGGUCCUCGUUUUACUUGGACUAAUAAAAGAGAAGUGCAAGCCCUUAUUCAGGAAAGGAUAGACAGGUUUUUUGUCAAUGCAAGUUGGUGUCUUUUAUACCCGGAUGCUAAGGUGGUUCAUCUGACAAGAUGCAAUUCAGAUCAUUGCCCGGUAAUGCUUGAUAUGCUCCCAACGGGGCACAUGGGAGAAAGAGACUUUUUAAGUUUCAAACCUGCUGGCUGA
Quercus robur (English oak) is the source of this 756-nucleotide messenger RNA. RefSeq lists its product as uncharacterized. The transcript has a single exon. The record is from RefSeq and is a predicted model, not a curated record. Lineage: Eukaryota; Viridiplantae; Streptophyta; Magnoliopsida; Fagales; Fagaceae. The coding region runs from base 1 to 756 and encodes 251 amino acids. Gene Ontology annotation, molecular function: catalytic activity.